ACCGGAGGAGAUGGGGUUACUCCCGGCACACACAUGGCCGCUAAUCAAUGGUAGCUGCUGCCGUGUAGUACCGGUGCCCGGAGCGCAGCGGGAAUCAAUUCUCAUCCCUCUCUGUCUGAACUCUGAAACCCCCCCGUGGAUUCAUCAACAACUCCUGUUCCCGCGGGGCCCCGGCCCAAAAGCGCGCUCUUUUAUACCCCGCGCCCCGGCCACAGCCCCACCACCACCGCGCCACGCACACCAACUUGCUUUUCCCUCCAUCGGAGCGAGAACUCGGUCGCAGAGAGAGAGAGAGAGAGAGAGAGAGAGAGAGAGAGAGAGAGAGAGAGAGAGAGAGAGAGAGAGAGAGAGAGAGAGAGAGAGAGAGAGAGAGAGAGGGAGGAUGGAAGGGGCGGUGGAGAGCGGAGGGGGUGGGGACAAGGGGUCGAGCAGCAGGUUCAGGCGGGUGUGCGUGUUCUGCGGGAGCAGCUCCGGCAAGCGGAGCAGCUACCGGGACGCGGCCGUGGAGCUCGGCAGGGAGCUGGUGGCGAGGAAGGUGGACCUGGUGUACGGGGGCGGCAGCGUCGGGCUCAUGGGGGAGGUCUCCGAGGCCGUGCACAAGGGCGGCGGCCAUGUCAUUGGCGUCAUACCGACGACACUGAUGGGCAAGGAGAUCACCGGGGAGACGGUGGGCGAGGUGCGUGCCGUGUCGGGCAUGCACCAGCGCAAGGCGGAGAUGGCGCGCAACUCCGACGCCUUCAUCGCGCUCCCAGGCGGGUACGGGACGCUGGAAGAGCUCCUGGAGGUGAUCGCGUGGGCCCAGCUGGGCAUCCACAGCAAGCCGGUGGGGCUCCUGAACGUGGACGGGUACUACGACUUCCUGCUGGCCUUCAUCGACAAGGCGGUGGACGACGGCUUCAUCAAGCCCGCCCAGCGCCACAUCUUCGUCAGCGCCCCCGACGCCAGGGCCCUCGUCCACAAGCUCGAGGAGUACGAGGCGGUGGCGGAGGAGGACCCGGCGACGCCCAAGCUGCAGUGGGAGAUCGAGCAGGUCGGCUACAACGCCACGCUCCAGGCCGAGAUCGCCCGCUAGAUCGCCUGCCCGGCGGCCGCGCGCGGCAUCGGCUCCCAUCAUCCUAUUCCUAGCUGCAAGUAGUAGGCAACGAGUUCAUUAAUUAUAUUUGACCACGAGAAAGUGGGGGCACGGACGGACGAGCAAAACGCAUGCACCGGAGGAUUUUGUUUUUUGGGCGCGCGCGCGCGUUUUGCUCCUAUCUAGCUUUGAAUUGUCCUGCGGCGUGCACCAUGCACUGUAACGUGUCCCUAGUAUAGCUAGGUAGUCAUCCAUGAUGUACCCAAGAGUUGAGUUGUUACUAGUAGCGGCCGGUGUAAAAGUAAAAAACUCGUAAUGUAAUUCACAUCGGAGAAGUACUAACUUAUCUCCAUCGCCGGCCCAUGCUCAUGGCGUUUACCUUUUUUUUUCC
Molecule: messenger RNA, 1463 nt
Organism: Setaria italica (foxtail millet)
Lineage: Eukaryota; Viridiplantae; Streptophyta; Magnoliopsida; Poales; Poaceae
Product: probable cytokinin riboside 5'-monophosphate phosphoribohydrolase LOGL9
Exons: 4
Coding region: 11-1072 (353 amino acids)
Biological process (GO): cytokinin biosynthetic process
Cellular component (GO): cytosol; nucleus
Molecular function (GO): hydrolase activity, hydrolyzing N-glycosyl compounds
Source: RefSeq, a predicted model, not a curated record